Marchantia polymorpha subsp. ruderalis is the source of this 2205-nucleotide messenger RNA. NCBI's taxonomy places the organism in Eukaryota, Viridiplantae, Streptophyta, Marchantiopsida, Marchantiales, Marchantiaceae. The record is from the annotation of a GenBank genome assembly.
GAGAUUCACGAGCCCACGACGACGACGACGGUGGCGAUGGUGGCGACGAUGGAUGGGCAAGAACGCGUAGAGGGGAGAAUUUGGGGCUCGAGGGAGGAGGAGGACGAUGCGGAGGACGAUGGGAUGAGAUGGGGCGGGCCGUGAGCUCUUCUCCGAUGUCACUCACCCCACUUCUUGACCCGAGAACGCGCAAUGGCGGACCGAGAUUCGUCGUGCGCUUGUGGCCUCUUUGAAUUAUUCAUGCCUCGGACUGAGCGGGGCAAGCGGUCAAGCGGCCGGGCGGGCGGCAAGGGCGGCAAGGGAUUUGGCCCUUUCUGACAUUGAACUCAACGUAAGUGAUUUGAGAAACAAAUUGACUUAUUUGCUGAUGGUAGCAAAGCAGAUGGAAAGGGUAGAGAUGCUCCAGGCGACGUCGAUUCUCCGCCCGAGCGCUGUAGGCACUCGCAUCUGAAGCGCACGCAUGGAGGGGCCAACGAAAAGCACUUUUUUCGGAUGUAAUGAUUGCAUAUUCGCCUGAAAUCAAAAUCAGAAAGACGUACCCGACUAAUCCCCGUUGUCAUUCUGAGAUCCGGUUGGGUGAAAUAUCCGGAGACAUCAUUCUUUCUUUCCAGUCGCCAUGAUUGUGUCCGAGAGCGAGCCUCGUUGGGACGCAGCAGCCGAGUGAGCGUCGCAUGCAGCCAGCUCAGUGUUUCAGACUCCUUCACUGCAAUUGGGAAUCAACAAUCAAAUCGAUCUAGUGAAGAAGUCGAUGACAAUAAUCAGGCGAAUCAGUCACUCACUCAAGCACCCCGUUCGAUGCAAUGCUCACGCAGAGCAGUGCAAAAUCACCACGAGCCUGGACAGCAUCGCGUUGCACACCAAUCCCAACUUUCUCUGUACGGAUGGAGGGGUUCGGACUCCGGAUGUUCUGCCGAGAGAGCAGAAUCGAGAGAGCAGAAUCUGUCUGUCCGAAUGCUAAACGGAUGUCACAAGGCGACGACUGGGAAGAAUGGACAGGACGGAGGAGGGUGACAGAUGUUAUUAGAGCAUCGGCGGUCAGCGGACCGAGAGUUGGGUACAGCAAGCUCACGGAUCCCCAAGUCGCCCAGCAGCAGAAGGUUCACGAGUCUCGUUCUUCUCGCCCCACGUUCCAAUCGGCAAUCGGCAGUCGUCGCUCGCCAAGAUGGCAGUGGUGGCCCGGCAUCUAGUGCGGAAUAUUACCCGAUCGAGAGACACCAUGGCGUGCGACGAGAGCUAGGCAUUUAUGGAGGAGGGUUUGGCUUAUGUUUGGAGAAGAGCGCUGCCACUCUUGAGAAGCCGAUUAUCUUCCGCUUUUCGACACGGGAAAGAAGCCAUGGCGGAAAAUGCUGCUGGCGUCCCCGCCCCUGCCCCCGCUCCUGCUGCUGCUCCGGCCCUCCAUCCGAAACUGCAGUCCGUGGCGUUCAUGUUGGGGACCUGGCGUGGUGAAGGCGAGGGAGGGUUCCCCACCAUCAAAUCAUUCAAGUAUGGCGAAGAAAUCAAGCUCUGGCAUGUCGGGAAGCCAGUGAUUGCCUACACGCAGAAGACGUGGAAAGCUGCGUCCGGAGAGCCCAUGCAUGCCGAGAGCGGGUACUUCCGUCCGACUUCCGAUGGGUCGAUCGAGGCCGUGAUCGCCCAGAGCACUGGUCUUGCUGAAGUCCAGAAAGGGACCUACGACUCUGCCAAACAGUCUUUGGAGCUUCGAAGCUCACUUGUCGGGAACGCAUCGAAGGUAGUGGAGAUCAAGCGCAUGUUUCACGUUGAAGGAGAUGAGCUGGCUUAUACAGUAGAAAUGGGCACCCAGACACAUGAACUUCAACCUCAUUUGCGGGCAGUUCUGAAGAAGGUCUCGUCAUGAAGUCACAACGUGUGAGAAAACCUGGAACAAAGACAAAUCUUUUGAGGGCUGCUGGCUGUACGAAGGCAUGUGGGUAUGGUUGCAGGAUUUAGCGAGAUAUUAUUCGUAGUCGGAUCACGGGAGUUUACUCAACUAAUUUCUAGAUUAGUGUAUAAUUCUUAAAAAAAUAGUUUUAAUGCUGUGGACUGUCUUGAAAAACUAGUGUUUCAAUCCAGUAUUCACCAUAUUAACACUUGGCUGUCGAUAAAGGGAAAGAUCAACGCAGUCAGUUUCUGAAGAUUGAAAUCUGUCAAAAGCAUUUGCGUCAAGAAAAUUUGCCACGAAAGAAAUAUUGUUCCACUCUUGAUAGU